This is a messenger RNA of Ochotona princeps (American pika), 1485 nucleotides long. Its product is annotated as zinc finger protein 84-like. Lineage: Eukaryota; Metazoa; Chordata; Mammalia; Lagomorpha; Ochotonidae. Bases 112 to 1485 code for a protein of 457 amino acids. The record is from RefSeq and is a predicted model, not a curated record. The transcript has a single exon. Gene Ontology annotation, biological process: regulation of immune system process; regulation of cytokine production; negative regulation of transcription by RNA polymerase II.
AAGCCUUUUAACUAUAAAUCUUGCAUUACCACCAAAAAUAGAACGGACAGAGGAGCAAAUUUCUAUAGGUGCAAUGAAUGUAAAGAAAACAUUGACCAGAAGUCAGGACUCAUGGGAGAUAGGAUCCUUGACACUGCAGAGAAGCCAUAUGAAUGCAAUGAGCAUGUAAAAGCCAUUCACCAGCAAUUAUCUCUCAGUAGGAAUAAGAGAAUUCACACAGGGGGGAAACCUUAUGAAUGUACAGAGUGUGGAAAAGCUUUUCAUUACAAGUCAUACCUUAUCAUCCAUCAGAGAAGCCACACUGGAGAAAAACCUUAUGAAUGUAGUGAGUGUGGAAAAGCAUUUAAGGUGAAGUCAUGUCUAAUUGUACAUGAGAGAACCCACAGCAGGGAAAAACCUAAUGAAUGUAGUGAGUGUGGAAAAGCAUUUAAGCUGAAGUCAUACUUAAUCCGACAUCAAAGAAUCCACACAGGAGUAAAACCUUAUGAAUGCAAUGAGUGUGGAAAAGGUUUUUCUCAGAAGUCACACCUCAUUACACAUCAGAGAAUCCACACAGGGGAAAAACCUUAUGAAUGUAGUGAGUGUGGAAAAGGUUUUUCUCAGAAGCCACACCUCAUUACACAUCAGAGAAUCCACACAGGGAUAAAAUCUUACGAAUGUAGUGAGUGUGGACAAGUAUCAAAGCAGAAUUCAUCCCUAAUCACACAUCAGGGAAUCCACUCUGGGGAAAAACCUUAUAAAUGUAGAAAGUGUGCAAAAGCUUUUUCUCAGCAGUCACAUGUAAUCCUGCAUCAGAGCAUACACACAGGGAUAAAACCUUAUGAAUGUAGUGAAUGUGGAAAAGCAUUUAAGCGGAAGUCAUAUCUAACCGCUCAUCAGAGAAUCCACACAAGGGAAAGACCUUAUGAAUGUAGUGAGUGUGGAAAAGCAUUUAAGCGGAAGCCAUCCCUAAUCAUACAUCAGAGAAUCCACACAGGGGUAAAACCUUAUGAAUGUAGCCAGUGUGGGAAAGCUUUUUCUCAGAGGUCACAUGUAAUCCUACAUCAGAUAGUUCACACAGAGGGAAAACCUUAUGAAUGUAGUGAGUGUGGAAAAGCAUUUAAGAAUAAAUCAUCCCUAAUUGUGCAUAAAAGAACCCACACAGGGGAAAAACCUUAUGAAUGUAGUGAGUGUGGAAAAGCAUUUAAACUGAAUUCGUAUCUAAUCAGACAUCAGAGAAUCCACACUGGGGAAAAACCUUACGAAUGUAGCCAGUGUGGAAAAGCAUUUAAGCACAAGUCACCCCUAAUCAUACAUCAGAGAAUCCACACAGGUGUAAAACCUUAUGAAUGUAGUCAGUGUGGGAAAGCUUUUUCUCUGAAGUCACACAUGAUUCGACAUCAGAGUAUCCACACAGGGAUUAAACCUUAUGAAUGUAGUGAGUGUGGAAAAGCUUUCUCUCGAAAGUCACACCUCAUUACACAUCAGAGAAUCCACACAGGGUAA